GGCUGCGCAGGCCGGGUCCGAGACAGCUUCUAAUUUCAUCUUCACUCAACUCCAUCCAUUGGCAUGCCUCUUUUGUUGUUGUAAUGUUUCCUUGUUGGAAGGAGAUUUAACCUUGCUCACAACUUUGUAAUAAGUCAAGGCAGGCAAAGGGGAAGGACUCAGACCAUGGUGUUCUAUGAGAGAAUGAUUGAGGACUGCGGGCGGAGCAGGGACAACAUGGCGGAUAGAAGGCAACUGCUUGUGGAGAUGAGGGCUCAGGAUUUGGACUCCAUACGUCUGUCAACAUACAGGACUGCCUGCAAGCUCAGAUUUGUGCAGAAGAAAUGCAACUUGCAUUUGAUCGACAUCUGGAACCUCAUCGAGGCCUUCAGAGAGAACGGCCUCAACACCAUGGACGUCAGCGCCGAGCUCCCCGUGGCCCGCCUGGAAGUGGUGCUCUCCACCGUACUGUACCAGCUCAACAAACGCAUGCCCACAACUCACCAGAUUAACGUGGAUCACUCCAUCAGCAUGCUGCUCAACUUCCUGCUGGCAGCCUAUGACCCGGAUGGACAUGGAAAGAUAUCGGUCUUUGUUGUGAAGAUGGCGUUAGCGACAUUCUGUGGAGGCAAAAUUCUGGAUAAAUUAAGAUACAUUUUUUCACAGAUAUCGGAUUCGGCAGGAAUCAUGGCGUAUUCGCAGUUUGACCAGUUCCUGAGGGAGGUUCUCAAGCUACCCACGGCCGUCUUUGAGGGUCCAUCGUUUAGAUACACGGAGCAAGCUGCCAAAAGCUGUUUCGCGCAGCAGAAAAAGGUCUCCCUCAACACUUUCUUGGACACGCUGAUGUCAGACCCGCCUCCUCAGUGUCUGGUGUGGUUACCGCUCAUGCACCGGCUCACCAACGUCGAGAAUGUCUUUCACCCGGUCGAAUGCUCCUACUGCCAUACUGAGAGUAUGAUGGGCUUCCGCUACCGCUGCCAGCAAUGUCAUAAUUACCAGCUCUGUCAGGACUGCUUCUGGAGGGAUGCCAGCGGUUCCCAUAGCAACCAGCAUCAAAUGAAGGAGUAUACAUCAUGGAAAUCCCCCGCCAAGAAGCUGUCCCAUGCCCUCAGCAAGUCGCUAAGCUGUGCAUCCAGCAGAGAGCCUCUUCACCCCAUGUUCCCCGAAAUGCCAGAGAAACCUCUCAACCUUGCGCAUAUAGUGCCACCAAGACCCAUGAACGUCUCCAGCGAAUACUCAUUUUCCAACUCCAUGCCUACAUCAGGGAACCCGUACUCCACCAAAAAGAAUCAGGAUAUUGCUCAACAUCUGUUGAAAGGCAGAGGGUUACACUGCAACCUGGAUGCGGUGGACAGACUCGCAGACGAGCACAUUCUCAUUGGGCUGUAUGUGAAACUACUUCGAAACAACCCUAAAACACGUUUGCUAGAGAGCAGCAACCAUCAAGACGAGGAGCACAGCCUCAUCGCACGCUACGCCGCUCGCCUGGCUGCUGAUGCUGCGGCUCAGCAGCAGCAGCAGAGAGUCCCUCCAGACCUGCCGUACUCUCUGGAUGGCAACAAACAGCAGAAGCAGCUCAUCGCCGAGCUGGAGAGUAAAAACAGAGAAAUCCUGCAGGAAAUCCAACGACUGCGCGUCCAGCAUGAAGAGGCCUCACAGCCGCCUCCUGACAGUGGUCAGCAGAACCCCACUCUGCUGGCCGAGUUACGACUUCUCAGGCAACGCAAAGAUGAGCUCGAACAAAGAAUGUCGAGCCUGCAGGAGAGUCGCAGGGAACUCAUGGUGCAGCUGGAGCAGCUAAUGAUGCUUCUCAAGCUAGCUGAGGAACAGAAACAAGCUACUCAGGGUCCCGGCUCGCCACGCUCCUCCCCCAGCCACACCAUCAGCAGGCCCAUCCCCACACCCAUCCACUCGGACUCGGCCGGCACCACUCCGACUCACACACCUCAGGACUCCCUCAUGGGCGUGGGAGGCGACGUUCAGGAGGCCUUCGCUCAGGGAGCCAGGAGAAAUUUGAGAAACGACCUCCUCGUCGCAGCUGACUCCAUAACCAAUACAAUGUCGUCGCUGGUAAAGGAGUUGAAUUCAGAGGGUGGAAGUGAGACGGAGAGCACUGUGGACUCCGAUUUCGGCCGCGGCGACAUCUUUGCAACGACAACCUCAGAAGCGUUGUUCAGCUAUAAACCCAGGAAUGCAGCAGAGGAGGAGGAGGACGAGCAGGACCGGUACGAAAACGACCUGGAGCGGCAGCUGGAAGGCGAGCUCAAGUUGGAGAAGCUGAUGAGGCACAGGCAGGAGGCGGAAGAGACCUGCAUGGUGACACUGCAGCCGUGACGGUGUUGGUCCAGGACACUGGUGAGCAAUAUCAAAAGCAACAAUAAGUGAAGACGCUGAACACAACAACACUGGCUGGAUCCUAGCCUGGAAUAGACUUGUGUAAAGAUUAUAUAUAUUUUUAACCAACCUCAUAAUUAAGGUGAAACUGUGAGCUGUUCAAAGUCAAGAGAUUAUAAUAAUCACCAAGCGCUCUAUUACUCUAUACCACAGGUGCCAUAUCUUCAUCUUAUUAUUAUUAUUAUUAUUAUGCUUUGUGUUUGGGUUGUUCAGCAGAUGUAGAAAUGUACGGUUGUAAAUGUGUGUUGUUUUUUUUUAAAUAUAUAUUUCCAGCCACGUCACUUUCCUACUAUUUUUGUCACAUGUAUUGUUUUAUUUGCAACAUUAGUACUAUUAUUAUUAUUAUUAUUAAUAAUGCACACUUCUUUAGCUGUUUGAGGGAACUCUCUGUGGAGCUGCCAGUUCAGCAUGUAGCCAACAUCAAAGCAAUUUUCACUGGAAAGAAAUGCAUAAGUACUGUAACAGCUAAGAUGUAAUUACUUUAAUGUGGUUGUUACUGUUGAUUAAAUGAUGUAAAAAAAAAAAAAAAAAUUUAAAUUAGAAAAAAAUCCACUUUUAAGAGCAUUCAACAAAUUUGUUUAUAAUCUGGUUUCUAAAUUAAUGUUUUGGUUGUUGUAUGUGUCAACACACCACACAUUCGAGUUCAUGUAAUACCAUCAUUGUGUGCAGUAUAUCUAGUUUUGGGGACUUUUCAGCUAAGUUCAUAGCAGUGAUUUUUUGCAUGGCGGUGAUGCAUAAUAAAAGUGUUGACGCGAUGCCACAAA
Messenger RNA from Nerophis ophidion (straightnose pipefish), 3137 nucleotides. It is a transcript of the gene dtna, whose product is annotated as dystrobrevin, alpha. The record is from RefSeq and is a predicted model, not a curated record. NCBI's taxonomy places the organism in Eukaryota, Metazoa, Chordata, Actinopteri, Syngnathiformes, Syngnathidae. Gene Ontology annotation, biological process: synaptic signaling. Gene Ontology annotation, cellular component: synapse; plasma membrane. Gene Ontology annotation, molecular function: zinc ion binding.